Ciona intestinalis (vase tunicate) is the source of this 2727-nucleotide messenger RNA. The record is from RefSeq and is a predicted model, not a curated record. NCBI's taxonomy places the organism in Eukaryota, Metazoa, Chordata, Ascidiacea, Phlebobranchia, Cionidae.
CUGGACUUAAAUACGCAGGGUGAUGCAUAGUAGGGUGGGGGAAGAUGAGACCCCUUUCUAUUUUCUCGUCUCAUUUGAUACUAAACAACGAAGAUUCGAACAGUUAUGAAACCGUAUCUUCGCAACGCUCAUGGAUCGUUGCUAAUUGUUUAAUUUAAAGCAUGAUCAAGAUAUUUGGAUGUUAUGUUCUAAAGGUUCCCGGCUUCUCCCACCCUGCUAUGAAUUAGUAAACAACAAAUUAACAUUCUUUCGCUGGUUAAAAAGAUUAACAAAUAUUUCGUAAAUAAGAGCCGAUAAACCAAUGCUUUGGGUGGGCCAUCCGAAACUCAAGUGAUCCUCACUUUAAUUAAAAACACUCAUACCGAGUAAUCGAUACACGAAGUAGCGUUUUAAUAAGUUCAGCGCGCAAAGUAUCUCUCGGUAAAUCAACAGGUAUUGAUCGAACCCAGGGCAUAAGUGAUGAUUUAUCAAAAUCUUAAUAAUAAAAGCCAAAUCAAAGCGGAAACGCAUUCCGACGCGCUUUCCUCAUAGCCUACACCAUUUGGUCGGGCGACGAACUGGUCGUACUAAACUUUAACUGCUAUUUGACCCAAAUACCUAUAUAUCGAAUCAUAGAAUAUGGGAGAUCGUGGUCGUCGUUCGUCGUCAUCAGAUUCAUCGAGCAGUUCAGAAGGAAAAAAAUCACCGAAUAGAAACCAACGACUAAACCAAACAAGAAAGUUUCGAAUACCUUCUCAUGCUGAUGCUGUUUUACAGGCGUUGAACCAUCAAAGAACACAAGGAGAAUUUUGUGAUAUAACUGUUCUUGUAGAACACCAACGCUUUAUGGCACACAAGUGUGUUUUAUCUGCGAGCAGUGACUACUUCAAAGGUCUGUUAUCCAGUGAUAACGACGGUGUAUUCCUCCGCCACAUUACUGCUGAAAGUUUUCGGGCUAUUUUAGAUUUCAUGUACACGUCGCAUCUUCAAUUGGAACCGGGUCACGUACAAGACAUUCUAACGGCAGCAAAGUUUCUCCAAGUAAAAGGAGUUGUGUCGAUAUGUUGCAGGUAUCUGGAAUCACAGAUUAAAAAUCUUUCCCGUGACUUAGACGAAUACACGAGCAGACACCGAGACCCACCUUUGCUUUCAAUCGAUGGACAACUCUUUAAAAACAAGGAUGCUUUAUUCCCAUCGCAACCACACAUCACAUAUGACCCUGCGACUGGAACCUUUGCUCCUGAUAUAUCGAUGGUAUCACAACCUGUCAAUCUCUCACAACAGAAACCAAUUUUCCAGUUCCAACCGACAACCCAACAACUACCUACAUACGGCAUCCCCCAACCAGCACAACAAGCAAUACCAGUUGUCCCAAUGACCGGAGCAACAAACCGUCACUCAACUAACGGUAUGCAGCUCGACCCGGCUAUGAGUUACUCUCUCAACGACCCAAAUUUCGCUAGUUGUCCUCCAAUUAUAUCCAACGCACCAGCAAUGAAUCCCAAGUUACAACAACAAUCUUAUAUGUCAAACCAGCUUUCAGUACCGCCAUGGACAAGUUCAAAGUAUACACCUUCGUUCUACCCCUGCCAAAACAUGAAGAGCAGACGUACACCAUUAGAUCCUGGAGUCACCAACCCGUUUAACCAAGUUUCAUCUCACCCUGUCCGUCUUCCACCAAAACCAAGCACCAACAACAAGCCGGCAAAUAAUAUGUUCUCGUCCCAGUCAACUGGUGGCAAAGGACGACGACUUCCCACGCACUCACGCCGCAAGCCAAACCACGCUGCUGUAAGUGACAAGCUAGAAUCUAAACCUAAAUUUCAAAAUCCAAACCUUAAGAAACCGCCGCAAACCGGCGAGAUAGCCUCACAAACUCCUCUUACGAGUAACGUGGUACUUCUGUCUUCAACAAGAGCACCGAAAAGCGCGAAACGACAAACUGCGACGCCCGACACUAUGUUUGAUGUCGAAGCAGAAGACAGAUAUUGGGAUUCUCUGUCAGUCCGAAAAACUUUUAGCAAGACAUAGCUGUCUUGAUUUUGCAUCUAAUUGCUAUACAGCUUUGCUGAUUUGAAUGUAUCACUGCCUUUAUAGUUUAAGCAAUCAAAUUCAUUAUAUCACACUGCUUCAAGUAAAAGAUAGCCAUAUACCCCUUUUCAUGUAUCACAACUUUUAUAGCUUAAGCCGAACCCAUUAUAUUAUACUACCUGAAGUAACAUAUGUGUAGAUUCAGCUAUUUUUUUAUAAUGUUGCCAUCAUAAGUUACUAAGAUGCUUCUUAUUAUAGGCGUCCACUGAUUACGUGCCAACAUGCUAUCGUCGUCGAUGAACGCAUUAAAUGGGGAGCGCAGAACAAGAUUUGAGUCACUGAGAAGAGAUAGGAGUCUUAACCUGCUUGCAAUAGGCGCUAUUAGACUGUACGUAGCGAAGAGUAGGCUACGCUACGAAUGUAGUUGCCAGAAUUGUUGCAUAUAUUUACUAUCUUAAAACAGCUUUUGAAAUUUGAAAAAUCGUUGAUAUCAUAUACAAAGUAAAAUCUGAACAAAUAAUUAAAGUCUUUUUUUUGUUUUGGAAUGGCAAAAAUCAGUGCAUUCCUAGAUAUAAUUUGCCAAGCUACAGCAGAAAAAAAAGCGAAAGGCGAAAAAGUAUUAAAUCACAGCCUACCGAUAUACUAUAGGAAAAUAGAUAUUGACUAAGUGCAAAAUAAAGUCUAGAAUACGUGUGGCCUCAUUGCUCAUAAAAAAGG